This is a messenger RNA of Chaetura pelagica (chimney swift), 900 nucleotides long. Its product is annotated as olfactory receptor 14J1-like. NCBI's taxonomy places the organism in Eukaryota, Metazoa, Chordata, Aves, Apodiformes, Apodidae. Gene Ontology annotation, molecular function: olfactory receptor activity; G protein-coupled receptor activity. Gene Ontology annotation, cellular component: membrane. The transcript is spliced from 2 exons. The record is from RefSeq and is a predicted model, not a curated record. Gene Ontology annotation, biological process: G protein-coupled receptor signaling pathway. Bases 1 to 900 code for a protein of 299 amino acids.
AUGUUGAACAGCAGCUCCAUCACCCAGUUCCUCCUCCUGGCAUUCGCAGACAGGCGGGAGCUGCAGCUCCUGCACUUCUGGCUCUUCCUGGGCAUCUACCUGGCUGCCCUCCUGGGCAACGGCCUCAUCAUCAGCACCAUCGCCUGGGACCACCACCUCCACACCCCCAUGUACUUCUUCCUGCUCAACCUCUCCCUGCUCGACCUGGGCUGCAUCUCCACCACCCUCCCCAAGUCCAUGGCCAAUUCCCUCUGGGACACCAGGGCCAUCUCCUACUCAGCAUGUGCUGCACAGGUCUUUCUACUUAUGUCCUUCAUUGGAGCAGAGUGGUGCCUUCUCACCAUCAUCUGCUAUGACCGCUACGUGGCCAUCUGCAGCCCCCUUCACUACGGGACCCUCCUGGGCAGCAGAGCUUCCAGUACAUUUUCACUGCCCCUCUGCCCGGGCAAUGUCUUGGGACAGUUCUUCUGUGAAAUCCCCCAGAUCCUCAAGCUCUCCUGCUCACACUCCUACCUCAGGGAAGUUGGGCCUCUCAUAUUUAGUUGUUUGCUAGCUUUUGGCUGCUUUGUCUUCAUGGUGAUAUCCUAUGUGCAGAUCUUCAGGGCUGUGCUGAGGAUCCCCUCUCAGCAGGGAAGGUACAAAGCCUUUUCCACCUGCCUCCCUCACCUGGCUGUGGUCUCCCUGCUUGCCAGCACUGCCAUGUUUGCCCAUCUGAAACCCCUCUCCAUCUCCUCCCCAUCCUUGGACCUGGUGGUGGCAAUUUUGUACUCAGUGGUGCCUCCAGCAGUCAACCUCCUCAUCUACAGCAUGAGGAACCAGGAUCUCAAAAAUGCUAUUAGGAAAUUAAUUCCAUGGACAUUUUUAAAGUGUGAAAAAUUUGCCCCCUCCCUCCAGAAAUGA